UAUGACCCGUUUUGGACGAGUGCGUGGUGGUGUACCUGGACGAUAUCCUCAUCUACUCGCACGACAUGAAGGAGCACGUUGAAUACCUGCGACGCGUCUUCAAAAUUCUUCGACGAGAACGAUUCUACGUCAAACUGUCCAAGAGCGAAUUCGCCCUUGAGAUGGAAGCCGUGGAGCAGCUGAAAAAAGCACUCACGUCCGCACCAGUACUCAUCUUGCUAGAUCCCGAGCGCGACUACGUAAUCGAAGCUGACGCCAGCGAACAGGCAUUAGGAGCAGUCUUAAUGCAAGAUCAGGGGAAUGGACUGCAACCAAUCGCCGACCUGAAUAAGAAACUGCACGGGGCAGAAAUCAACUACCCGAUACACGACAAAGAAGCCCUUGCCAUCGUUAUCACCUUCAAACCAUGGAGAUGUUAUCUCGAAGGACGAAGAACAACCGUCUACACCGACCACUGCAGUUUGAAAUACUUGAAGACACAACCCAACCUUUCCAGACGGCAGGUCCGGUGGAUCGACUUCCUCGAGACACACUUCCACUACGACAUCGUGUACAAGCCCGGCCACAAAAACAAAGCAGAUGCUCUCAGCGGGCCUGCACACGUUGCCGCUAUUCAGAUCGAAGGGAUGAGUCCACUACUCAAGGGACUCUUCACACACGGGUACGCCAUCGACCCCGAAAUUCCCUUGGCAGAGAAACGACAUCUGCUACAGUGGGACAGUGACAUCGCAUACCGGAAAGGAUCAACAAAAAUCUGGGUACCCAAUUACCCUCCUUUGCGCCAGUUACUACUCGAAGAAUACGACAACGUCCUAUACGCCGGACACUUCGGUAGCAACAAGACGCUGACCGGUAUCGCAAAACACUACUACUGGCCCCACUUGGCAGAGGAUGUUCAGAAGUUUGUCACAUCGUGUGAUACAUGUCAGCGGAUGAAGAGCAGCAAGCAGAAAAAGGCGGGACUACUACAGCCUCUUCCUGUCCCAGAACAGCCAUGGCAAGUGGUUAGCCUGGACUUCAUCACCGGGUUACCACCUACCACCAGCGGUCAUGACGCAAUCCUUGUUGUCAUCGACAAGUUCUCCAAAAUGGGACACUACAUCCCAACACACACGACAGCACGCACCGAGGAGACAGCACAACUAUUCAUUCGUUACAUCAUCUCACAGCAUGGCAUCCCAACCACACUCAUCUCCGACCGAGACCCCAAGUUCACCAGCAAGUUCUGGAAGGAACUUAUGUCUCUACUCGGGACCAAACUCGCCAUGUCAUCCGCUUACCAUCCGCAGACAGACGGACAGACCGAGCGCCUCAACCUGAUUGUUGAGCAACUCCUCCGAGCAGCCUCCGACGCGUCGACAUAGCCGAGUAGUUGUACGGAUGA
This is a messenger RNA of Closterium sp. NIES-67, 1384 nucleotides long. The record is from the annotation of a GenBank genome assembly. Lineage: Eukaryota; Viridiplantae; Streptophyta; Zygnematophyceae; Desmidiales; Closteriaceae.